AGUGAAACUUCUCGAGACUACCACUAUGAGCUCCAAUAACCCCAACGAAGUUCAAGACGAUCAAGAGGAAGCUCGAAUUCCAGUACCUGUAGGAUCUCAGCACUCUCCAGUCAAUGCCGAGCUCCCAUCCCUCGCCUCUGGCGAAUUCUGGCAUUCUGGUACCCGUGGGAAUUUGAGACAAGCCUCAUCGGCAGAGUGCCAGCGUCUGCUUCAGAGAACCGACGAAGCAGCGAAACAAAGUGCAGCAGCACAGGAAGAACAAAUUGAGAAGCUCGCGGAGCAAGGAAGGAAAAAGGACGACAAACUCAAGGAAUUGGAGAAUAAUGCUGAGGCGCUCAAAACUCAGCUCCAGGAGCAAACCAAUGAUGCCAAAAAAGCAAAGGACGAGCUGCAGAAAAGUCUGAAAUCAGCAGCAGCAAGAGCCACAGAAGCAACUACAGCCGUUGCUGAGCUCCAAGCGAAGCUUCAGACGGUUGAGAAGGAGCAUAAGAAAGAGAUUGAAGACGCGAAAGAAGCUCUAGCAGCAGAGAAGCAAAAUUCAGAACGUGAAAAAAUGGAAUUGAAGAAGCUCACCGAGGAACUGCAGAGAAUGAAUCUUGAAAACAAGGAACUGAAGAAUAGAGUGGCCUCUGAGAAUUCAAGGGCCACAGGAGCCGUUCAAGAGGCUCAGGUGCUCCAAGAAAAACUGCAACAAGCUUUGAAAGCGCUUGAUGAAAAGACCACAAAACUUACAACACAAGAGAAUGCUCACAAGCUCCGCAUGGAUCAGUUUGAAGACGACACUAAGAAACGUCACAAAAAAGAAAUCAAGGCGCUGGAAGUGGAAGUGAAAAAACGAAACGCCACUAUUAAAGAACAUCAAGUUGCUGCUCAAGAGAGAAGAGCGAAACAUGAUGCGGAAGUCGAAGAGCUCGAACAAAAAUUGGCCACCGAAGAGGAGAAGUGCAGACGAAUCGUCCAAGAUAUCAGGGAAAAGCUUGAUGCUCAACUCCCGAUGGGACUACCGCCGUUCGUUCCGAUGGACAUCCCCGACCACGCUUCCACUGCUCCUCUGGUUUCCAGCCUGCUCAACGCUCCAGGAUCGCUUUACGGUCUCGAGGGGAUGCUCCAAGGACCACCACCGUUAAGCCAGGACCAACUGAACUCGAUUCUUCUCGGAGCAUUCACCAGACAUCUUUCGGAUCCCGCAAUGAUUCCACCACUUGAACUGGAUCCGAUGAUCUGUCAAGCACCAAGCAUCACAGAGUCCGUAUCGAAGCACAUCAUGAGAACCAGAAGCCUCACUCAGGAUUCAGUGAAGGUCAAGCUUGAACAUGUAGAAGAUGAGAUAAUCGACGUCGGAGUAAAUGAUUAUCAACCUCCUCAAACAUCUGUUGAGCCAGAGCAACAAGGAUCUCCAUCAGACUCUGAUAGCAAGAAGCUUCCCGAAUCCCCACAAAACAGUGCUCCACCGCCGUUGGAACUCGAGCAGCCAGAGCCAGCUCGAGCCUUGCUCAAGUCUGCCCCAAAAAGCUAUGAGCAACUUGCAGCUGAGAAUUCAGCGAUGAAAUUGGAGCUCGCAUUUCUCAAGAGCAAACUUGAACAGAAGGAUGACAAAAUUCUGGUAGACAAGUUCGCGCAAAAGUCGAAGAUUGCCGCUCAGCCACAUUCUCCACAAGCUUCAACUCGGACACCUCAACGAGCACCGCACCCGAGUCUCACGGGCAGCUGGACAAUGUGUUGCAGCUUCCAACGGCUUCUGCUCUCAAUGGGGUUACCAAGGAAAAUCACUUAGCCGAGUCAUUGAAACAAAUUCCAUUGUUACGACUUCCGAAGAAAGCUCUCUUCAGAAGCUUCCGUCAAAUGGCUAUUCAAGACUUGAUCGAAAUAUCGACUACUUCAAAGGGUAUCGCAUCAAGCAUAUCUUCAAUGCUGCUACACAUUCAAAAAAUUGUCAUCCGGAGCAAUGGCCGUAUUGAAAUCUGCAUCCACAAAGAAAACGAUAAUCCAGCGUCGUUCUUUUUCAACAACAGCUGCCCAACAGUUAAUGAUGGUUAUCGACUGCAAACAAUACUGGAAGCUAUACUGACAAUCUUUCAUCAAUGUUCAAUUAGUAUUGUGAAAAUCGAUAGGACAAACGAUGAAUUGGGACAUUUGACUCUUCUAAGCGACGGAUUUAAAAAUAUUCCAAUAAAUACACUGAGGCUUGAGAACUGUAGCACAGAACAUGCUUCACACCUUUUGAGUGUGAUAACACACGUCGAGUGUCAUUAAUUAUAAAAAAUGGAGAUAACAAUGUUACGAAAUCUCUCAUGUGGCAGAACGUUGAUGAAAUAGUGUUUGAAGAAGUCGGGAAACUGAACGAAAUAUUCCUGAGCAAUUCGAAGAUAAUCAUCAUGAACACUGAUUUGACGGCACAGGAACUUAAUGUUGUUUUGCAUGGUUGGACAAAAGGCUUGCUUAAAAUGGAGAGAGCAACUUUUUUCCUAAAAUCACUCAAUUGUUCCGAGUUACUCAGAGGGUUGGACAUAACCGCCAGUCAAGUAAAUGACACGGAUGUGCUCGUGACAGUAAAUCGAGAAGCUGAUAACAAGAAGGCGAGAAUGUAUAUAUAUGACCAGUUAAGACAGAUUGUCGUGAAUGUAGUACUUUCCCAAUAAUUAAUCUCGUCCACUGCAUCAUCUUUGUUUCAUGUUUCUAUCAAUCUCUCGUCCACUGCAUCAUCUUUGUUUCAUGUUUCUAUGUAUCAAUCUUUCUUGCAAUAAUUCCAAAAAAUGCAAGAAAACUUGCAAUAAAUCUUGCAAAAAUUGCAAUAAAUUAUUAUUAUAUUUUAA
Messenger RNA from Caenorhabditis elegans, 2813 nucleotides. It is a transcript of the gene M151.2, whose product is annotated as TMF_TATA_bd domain-containing protein. The record is from RefSeq and is marked reviewed. Lineage: Eukaryota; Metazoa; Nematoda; Chromadorea; Rhabditida; Rhabditidae. Bases 26 to 1774 code for a protein of 582 amino acids. The transcript is spliced from 8 exons.